Molecule: messenger RNA, 711 nt
Organism: Caenorhabditis bovis
Lineage: Eukaryota; Metazoa; Nematoda; Chromadorea; Rhabditida; Rhabditidae
Source: the annotation of a GenBank genome assembly
AUGUUGGGUAGAUCCAUUUCGGCAGUAUGCCAGAUUCAGGUGCGAGCUGUCUCUUCAAAGUAUACAAAACCCACACCAAGACAUUAUAAGAGGCGUCUUUUCGAAGCUGCUCUUCAGCCAGAAAUUCCAAAAACCACCAAAGUUUGUACUCCACCGGGGAUGAUUAAAAGAGAGAAAAUUGAGAAAGCGAAAGAAUAUUCCGACGUUGAGAUUGCUUUAUCGAAUCUUGUGCGUAGUUACAUUAAAAAAGAAGAAUUCCGAGUGAUGGCUGUCUGCCAAUUUUUGCCAGUUCCGGGUAGAACACUCUGGUUCGCUAAAAAUCAACUUCGUUUGAAAGGCGUCGAAUUUCGAAACUACGGAAACAAAAUCGUGAAGAAGGUUUUCGAGAACACUCCGAUGACUUCUUUGAAUGUCGUCCUCGUGGGAUCGAAUGCUUUGCUGUUCUCGAAAGAUCUUAACGGAAUCAAAACCAUCACACAGGAAUGCGAAAAAUUGAACUGGCUUCAGCCUCUGGUAUUUAUGGCUGACAAUCGAAUAAUUGAUGUGAAAGAAGCUCAAACUUUAGCGAAGCUCGCUUCAAUGGAUGAUCUUCGCGCUCAAACUGUUCAAAUUCUCGGCCAACAACUGGGGCAAAUCACGAUGUCUCUGGAUUCGGCAACUCGUCAUCUACCGAAUCUUCUCGAUGCUUAUACAUCAAGAAAAGAUCAAUAA